This is a messenger RNA of Hypoxylon trugodes, 2530 nucleotides long. RefSeq names its product asparagine synthase. Gene Ontology annotation, cellular component: cytosol. Gene Ontology annotation, molecular function: asparagine synthase (glutamine-hydrolyzing) activity. NCBI's taxonomy places the organism in Eukaryota, Fungi, Ascomycota, Sordariomycetes, Xylariales, Hypoxylaceae. Bases 330 to 2075 code for a protein of 581 amino acids. The record is from RefSeq and is a predicted model, not a curated record. The transcript is spliced from 10 exons.
CCCCCUACUACUUUCAUCUGGCAGAAUUAAAACCAAAGCUUGGUAUCAGAAGGCGAACAGUACCAGUACCAGUACCAUACUAGUUGAUAAUAAAAUUUUGUGACUCAAUCCAAUUCGCCGGUAUUGUUUUCUUCAAUUGCAGAAAGAGGCACGUUUUCGUACAUUCUCUUUCCCCUUCAUAUUUCUCCCCACGUUAUUUUUACUAGACUUGGUCGCGUGGCCUAUCCUCCUUUCAACCAUCCUACAUAUUCCUCUUCGACUUGUGCCUCGCCAAUUCGUUCGUUUAUACUUGAUAUCACCUGCAUACGACAUACAAUAGAUCAAGCAAGAUGUGUGGAAUAUUCGCAUGUCACUGUCACCCCGACGUCCAGAAAUUCAAGCCAACGGCUUUGAAACUGGCAAAGCAAAUCCGACAUAGAGGACCGGAUUGGAGUGGUAGUGUUAUCUGCAAAAACACGAUCCUUUGCCAUGAAAGACUGAGCAUUGUCGGUGUUGAAUCCGGCGCGCAACCCCUAACCAAUGCCGACGAGACCAUCAUCCUCGCCGUCAAUGGCGAAAUUUACAACCAUCGUUUAAUACGAAAAAACCUAAAGACUCCUUAUCACUUCAAGACUGCCUCGGAUUGUGAAGUUAUCAUUCCUCUCUAUUUGGAAUAUGGACUCGACGCCCCAAAGUACCUAGAUGGUAUGUUCUCAUUUGUUCUGUACGACAAGAACCUCGACCGAACAAUCGCGGCCCGUGACCCAAUUGGUAUCACCACGCUAUACCAAGGUUGGUCUUCGAAGGAGCAAGGUACCACAUACUUCGCUUCCGAGUUAAAGUGCUUGCACUCUGUUUGCGACGAAAUUCGCUCCUUCCCCCCAGGACACGUUUUCGAUACGAAGACCAACGAGACGAUUCGAUAUUACCAACCGAGUUGGUGGGAUGGCUCGAAAAUCCCCGAGACACCCUUGGACCUGAAGCAGGUUCGAGAAGCAUUGGAACGAUCCGUCCGAAAACGGCUUAUGGCUGAGGUUCCCUAUGGUGUUUUGUUGUCAGGUGGCCUCGACUCGAGUUUGGUCGCUUCUAUUGCCCAACGAGAAACCCUGCGGCUGAAGAAAGCUGCGUUGGCUGCUGCCAACGGCAAUGCUGCUGAGCUAACUGAGGAUCCCGACAAGGGUGAAGGUCUAGUUGGUAUCGACGAUGAGAACAAACUCUCGACCGUAACAUACCUACCGCAACUCAACUCCUUCUCAAUUGGUCUACCCGGCUCCCCAGAUAACGAAGCCGCUAUCAAAGUUGCCAAGUUCCUCGGCACGAAACACCAUGUUAUGACCUUCACUAUUGAGGAUGGUCUUAACGCGUUAUCCGAUGUCAUUUACCACCUCGAGACAUACGAUGUAACGACGAUUCGUGCCUCGACACCCAUGUACCUCUUAUCCCGAAAGAUUAAGGCCAUGGGAGUUAAGAUGGUUCUUAGUGGUGAAGGAAGCGACGAGAUAUUCGGUGGAUACCUAUACUUCCACGCUGCGCCGGACAAGAAGGCCUUUCACGAGGAGACUGUUCGUCGUGUCAAGAACCUGCAUCUUGCGGACUGCCUUCGCGCUAACAAGUCCACUUCUGCGUGGGGUCUCGAGGCUCGGGUGCCCUUCCUUGACAAGCAGUUCCUCGAAGUAUGCAUGAACAUCGAUCCCCAGGAGAAGAUGAUCACCAAGGAACGAAUCGAGAAGUGGAUCCUGCGAAAAGCAUUCGACACAUCGGACGACCCCAGCGCAGAGCCUUACCUACCAGACGAGAUCCUAUGGAGACAAAAGGAACAAUUUUCGGACGGUGUCGGUUAUGGUUGGAUUGAUGCUCUAAAGGACAACGCUGAGAUCCACGUCACUGAUGAGAUGAUGAAGAACCCCAAGCCCGAGUGGGGUACUGAUAUUCCGGAUACCAAGGAAGCUUACUGGUACCGAUUGAUGUUUGACGAGCAUUUCCCUCCCCACUGCGCCUCGACGGUGAUGCGAUGGACGCCCACUUGGUCGAAGCAGACUGACCCUAGUGGACGAGCUAUCUCGACGCACAACGCCAAGUACGAAGCAACAGCAUAAGAAAAGGUCCUGUGAUGCUGGAUAAAUAGGGUGAAACCAAACAAAACAGCAGAAGUCUAGGGUUUGAGGUUUCGAUAUUUUACCAUCUUAGGGUCAAUUGCUGGGAACGAUACUAUGCAAGAGAAGAGCUGAGAUUGCGCCAUUAUGGGAAAUACUCAGCAAGUCCGGCAAGUAUUGAUUGGUCUCUUUUGGUUGCUGGGAUGAAGUAUAGACUUGGUGGGGGACUUUACCAGAGUACCUGUAUGUUACCCAAAAAUUGCGACAAUACCAAUAGAGGUUCCCUUGUAUUUGUUUUAAAGCUAUGGCUAUGAUAAGAUGAUGUGUUCGAAUCAGUACAAAGAUUAGUUGAUUUCCUAUGGCAUUACACAGAUGCCUAGAAAUAUGUGCUAGUAUAGCCCUAAAAGGCAUAAAGACAGCAACUGGGCUAUUGCAAUAAGGCAUUGAAAUAGUCCCCU